Messenger RNA from Drosophila bipectinata, 874 nucleotides. NCBI's taxonomy places the organism in Eukaryota, Metazoa, Arthropoda, Insecta, Diptera, Drosophilidae. The record is from RefSeq and is a predicted model, not a curated record.
CAAGCAAAUUGAGCAUCUUUUAGAACGCCAAGAAUCAUCGAAUACUUUUAAAUUGUUUAAACUAACACGACAUUUGUAUUAUGAUGGAAAAAAAUGGCUUAAUUUUCUAAAAGAAAAAAUCGGCCGAAGGGAGAUGGCCAAGGCUCAUAGCUUACGUCCCAGAAUGCCGACACGUACCGAUUAUAUGGAAUCUCUAUAUGCAAUAUAUAGACUUCAAUCAACAUACGAUCUUGAUCCUGCUAAGAUGUCAGGAGGUUUACUGAGAGGAAAACAAUACAGAUCCAAAAAAUGGAGCUCUUUGGAAUGCUUAAUGGUUGGAACUAUCUAUUAUUUGGAUGAAAACUUCGAAAAUGCGGAAAUCUGGUUUCAACUGGCCCUAGAAAAGUACUACCAGCACUCAAUACCAAAACAAUUUGAAGUUCUAGGCAUUCCUUAUCGGUUUGUCUUGAUAUUGCUGAUGAAAUCAGCAAAAAGUUCUGGACGCUAUGACGCAGCUUUGGAAUAUGCAAAAAAAGGAGCUUCUCUUGAAUUACAUUCGAAUUAUUGGAAAGAUCAAAUGGACCAAGUUAAAGCUUUAAUUGAAAACCCUAAGGUCAUCGAGCCAUUUAGGCCUGUUAAACCUAUAUUUAAAACAGCUUGCCGCAAGGAAUAUCCUCAUGUCCACUUAAAAUGUCGAUACUUGAAAAAUUCUGCCUUUUUGAAGCUGGCACCUAUAAAAAUGGAAGAGGUAUUUCUAGAUCCUUCUAUAAAUGCCACAGGAUUAAGUGUAAAAGACUCCGAGAUGCUGCAGAUUAGUAACUACGGCAUUGGAGGACAUUUGGUUGAGCAUCAGGAUUUUACAACCACAACUGAAGUUUCAUAUAAAAAUGCGUAG